CUCGGGGCUGUGAGGGGCUCGGAGCCGGGGGUGGGCGGCGGCGGCUCGGCGGGCGGCCGACGUCCUUCUGGGCGGCGGCAGCCAUGCGCGGGGCGGUGCGGCCGGAGCAACCGGGCUGGGGGCGCCUCCCGGGGGCCCGCGGCCUGAGCGUCCCGCCGCCGCCGCCGCUGCUGCUCCUGCUUGUGCUGCUGCUGCUGCCCGCGCCCGGCACCGCCGCCGCCCGGGCCCCGCGGCUCCCGGCGCUGCCUCCCGCGUCCGCGGGGCCCAGCGUGAGCCUCUACCUGAGCGAGGACGAGGUGCGCCGGCUGAUCGGUCUUGAUGCAGAACUUUAUUAUGUGAGAAACGACCUUAUUAGUCACUACGCUCUCUCUUUUAACCUGCUAGUACCCAGUGAGACAAAUUUCCUGCACUUCACUUGGCAUGCGAAGUCCAAGGUUGAAUAUAAGCUGGGAUUCCAAGUAGACAAUUUUGUGGCUAUGGACAUGCCCCAGGUCAACAUUUCUGCUCAGGGGGAAGUCCCACGCACUUUAUCAGUGUUUCGGGUCGAGCUUUCCUGUACUGGCAAAGUAGAUUCUGAAGUUAUGAUACUAAUGCAGCUCAACUUGACAGUAAAUUCUUCAAAAAAUUUUACAGUCUUAAAUUUUAAACGAAGGAAAAUGUGCUACAUAAAACUUGAAGAAGUAAAAACUUCAGCAUUGGACAAAAACACUAGCAGAACUAUUUAUGAUCCUGUACAUGCAGCUCCAACCACUUCUACGCGUGUGUUCUAUAUCAGUGUAGGGGUUUGUUGUGCCGUAAUAUUUCUUGUAGCAAUAAUAUUAGCCGUUUUGCACCUUCAUAGUAUGAAAAGGAUUGAACUGGAUGACAGCAUCAGUGCCAGCAGUAGUUCUCAAGGGCUGUCUCAGCCGUCCACCCAGACGACUCAGUAUCUGAGAGCCGACACACCCAACAACGCAACUCCUAUCACCAGUUAUCCUACCUUGCGGAUAGAGAAGAACGACUUGAAAAGUGUCACUCUUUUGGAGGCCAAAUCCAAGGUGAAGGACAUAGCAAUAUCUAGGGAGAGGAUAACUUUAAAAGAUGUACUUCAAGAAGGUACUUUUGGUCGUAUUUUCCAUGGGAUUUUAGUAGAUGAAAAAGAUCCAAAUAAAGAAAAACAAACAUUUGUAAAAACAGUUAAAGAUCAGGCUUCUGAAAUUCAGGUGACCAUGAUGCUCACAGAAAGUUGUAAACUUCGAGGUCUUCAUCACAGAAAUCUUCUUCCUAUUACUCAUGUGUGUAUAGAAGAAGGAGAAAAGCCCAUGGUGAUGUUGCCUUACAUGAAUUGGGGGAAUCUUAAGUUGUUUUUACGGCAGUGCAAAUUAGUAGAGGCCAAUAAUCCACAGGCAAUUUCUCAACAAGACCUGGUACACAUGGCUAUUCAGAUUGCCUGUGGAAUGAGCUACCUGGCAAGAAGGGAAGUCAUUCACAAAGACCUGGCUGCUAGGAAUUGUGUCAUUGAUGACACUCUUCAAGUUAAGAUUACAGACAAUGCUCUCUCCAGAGACUUGUUCCCCAUGGACUAUCAUUGUUUGGGGGACAAUGAAAACAGGCCAGUUCGAUGGAUGGCUCUCGAAAGUCUGGUUAAUAAUGAGUUCUCUAGUGCUAGUGAUGUGUGGGCCUUUGGAGUUGACGCUGUGGAAGCGCAUGACUCUGGGCCAGGACUCCCUACGUGGACAUCGGACCCCUUUGAGAUGGCUGCAUACCUGAAAGAUGGAACUGCUGAAGCCACUGUUUCCAUUGUUGUCUUGCAGAUUUGUGUGAUGGCCUGUUGCUGGGCCUUAGAUCCAGAGGAGAGGCCCAAGUUUCAGCAGCUGGUCCAGUGUCUCACAGAGUUCCAUGCCGCCCUGGGAGCCUAUGUCUGACUUGUCUCACAGUCCUACAGCAUCAGAGGAAGGUGCCUGUCAUGGAUGCUUCACGUUGUAACGUCACGCCAGCAAAAGCACAUUGUCUUCCAGAACACCGUGCCUUAGAAAUGCUUUAGAAUCUGAACUUUUUUAAAAGACAGACUCAAUAAUAUGGAGUAUUUUUCUAGAUAAUCACUUUUAUUAGGUUGAACUGAAAGGGGUUUUGUAUGUUUUUUUGGCCAAAAAAAAAAAAUUAACAUAGUUACUUUGGACUAGGGGUACAUUCUUACAAAAUAAACAGUUUUAAAAUUGUUUAGACACAGAUCUUUGGAAAUAGCUAAUCUUAGUGCCAACUGCUUUUUAUUUUUUUACUUCAUUGAGGUAAUGUAAGUGACUCACCUUUUAAAGAUUUUUUUUUUAAUACUAUUUUUAUCCCUGCUUUUGGGAGUGUUUUGUCUUCAAGAUACAAUAUUUAGGAAAGAAAAAACAGCAUAAAAAGAUGUCUGAUUUGCUUUGUAUAAAGAAAAGCAAUAUUAAGGAAGAAAACUGAAAGAAAAGCUAGAGAGAAAAAGGAGUGUUAAAAAAACACUUAUUUCAAAACAAACUGCCCUUGCAUGGGAAAUUGUUUAUUUCUUAUUGUUUUAGUGGAAAGGGAGUUCUGCUUUCUUACUUUGGGGAAAGCAGGGUCUGAGUUCAUCACAUCCUUAAUUUUUUGGUUAGAAAUUAGCUUUCCUGUGAGCCAGAAGAGGGUUUGGGUCAGAUUAGUAGAAACAAUGGAGACUUUAUUUAUUUUUACUCUCUGGGAAAGGAGAU
Molecule: messenger RNA, 2699 nt
Organism: Castor canadensis (American beaver)
Lineage: Eukaryota; Metazoa; Chordata; Mammalia; Rodentia; Castoridae
Source: RefSeq, a predicted model, not a curated record